This is a messenger RNA of Helianthus annuus (common sunflower), 720 nucleotides long. RefSeq lists its product as uncharacterized. Bases 1 to 720 code for a protein of 239 amino acids. Lineage: Eukaryota; Viridiplantae; Streptophyta; Magnoliopsida; Asterales; Asteraceae. The transcript is spliced from 2 exons. The record is from RefSeq and is a predicted model, not a curated record.
AUGGUGUACGCCGAUAAGGGAAAUGGGGCUAAAUGGAGUUUCUCCACGCUCGAACCCUGGAUGCUGGAAACCAUGACAAUCGAGUCAUGCGUGGAAGAUUUGCACCUCACCACUGACCCUCUAAUCAUAUCCGUUGCGGUAGGUGAUUAUAAUAUGAGGAGAAUCCUGGUAGACACCGGGAGUUCCGAAGACAUCAUCUACGAGCAUUGCUUCAAUAGAAUGCAACCAGAAGACAGAAGACUACUUGAGUCAGUACACGCCCCUAUUAAAGGCUUCAUCGGAGAAAAGGUCGAUCCAAUUGGUCAGAUUACUUUCCCAGUUACAUUCGGAUGCCAUAUUCUCUACAGCGCGGGGGUUCAUGAAGUUCUCAACCCCGCGGGGUAUAACAAUGGUAUAUCGGGACAAACUGGGAGAAGUAUCGGACACCAAAAGAUAGGGCCUACCAGCGCUAUUGGCCCAAAAAGGUGGGUACUAAGCACACACCAUCCAGAGCAAACAGUGACAAUAGGGGACAGUCUUUCCCCUGAAGUUAAAAACAACCUAAAACAGUUGUUAAGAAGGAAUGCCAACAUCUUUGCUUUUGAGCACUCUGAUAUGACGGGGAUACCCCGGGAUAAGGCAGAGCACAAGUUAGCCACACUCCCGGGCAUUAAACCGGCCACACACGGUAAACGGAGCAUGGCUCCUGACCGAAAAGCAGCGGUAGUUAAAGAAGUAUGA